Molecule: messenger RNA, 1102 nt
Organism: Effrenium voratum
Lineage: Eukaryota; Dinophyceae; Suessiales; Symbiodiniaceae
Source: the annotation of a GenBank genome assembly
UGGUUUGCAAGGCCGCCGUACGAGCAAGAAUCGCCAUGCAUCAGUAAUGCCUCCUUUCCUGCCAUGCAUCGCGCCGCCUGGAGUUGGGCGCUGGCCGCAGCAGGCGAGAUGCUCUUUCCGGACUACGUGCCUUGGCUCGCAGAACAGGAGAACUGCCUACCGGAGGCUCUGGAGGAGGAGCCUGUCGCUGCUGACCAGCUGAAGGACGUGCUCCCCGGAUUGGCCGACCCCUCUGGUCUCGUGGUCUUCACUGUUUUCGUCAACACCAACGACAGGAAAGAGGCGAAGCGCUUCGCCCAGCAGCUCGGGGACUGGAUGUGCCGCGUGAGGGCGUUGCUGGGUGGCUCCUUCCUCGCGAUCGUGGACUCCGAGCAAGCGAAGCGACGCUGGGAGAGCGAGUUCGGCGUGUCGGCCUUCUACUCUGAGAGGUGGAUAGAGGAGUCCUUCAGAGGCAGAGGACAUGGCGAAAGACAUGACUCGAAUUACUGGCGCUGGGUUGCGAUGGAGUCCAUUCUGGGGGCUGGGUACAGCGCUUUCUACGUGGACACGGACAUCAUGUGGCUACAGGAUCCUAGACCACACCUCGCAGAACUUUCUGGGGACUUCUUUGGUUCAUGCGACGCCUACGAUGCCAGAAGUGGCACUAUCAGGUGGCACCGCAACGGGUCCCUCGACAUGGAGCAGCUCCGCCGGGAGUCCCGGGAGCACGAGGAUGAGUCGGUCUGCUGCCAGGGCGCGCUGCUGCCAGUGAAUGCCGGCAUGGUGAUGAUGAGGCCGACGGCUGGGGCGCUGCGUGUGGCGCGGCGCUGCCGGGAGCGAGUGCUGGCGGGGCCCUGCUGGGGCCAAGCGGCCAUGCACUGGGCGCUCUUCGAGCUCUGCGGCGGCGUCAGCUGCGGGGUGCUGGACCCAAAGCUCUUCGCCUCGGCCGCGCCGCUGCGACAGGCGCUGAAGCCACACGCCGCCCAGGCGCAGGUGGCGACGCCAGCCCUGCCUCUUGGUAGCCAAGAGGGCUUGCGCUUUUCGCUGAUGAUGGGCAUGCUCGCUGGCUGUUGAGCCAAUCGCCGCUUCCAGACUUUGACACUCUUCCAGGUCAAUGAAUCAC